Molecule: messenger RNA, 2308 nt
Organism: Temnothorax curvispinosus
Lineage: Eukaryota; Metazoa; Arthropoda; Insecta; Hymenoptera; Formicidae
Exons: 1
Biological process (GO): proteolysis
Molecular function (GO): aspartic-type endopeptidase activity
Source: RefSeq, a predicted model, not a curated record
AUGAGCGAGGAUCUGAGCGCUCUGUUGGCGGGCCAACACGACAUUCAAGGCCGCAUCUCCCGCUCGGUGGAGAACAUGAAAAAGAUGGGCAUGGCAAACAUAAACCUCAGCGCAGUAGAGACCCGCAUCCACAUCCUUGACCAACUUUGGGAGAAGUUCGAGGCACAGCACGAGCAGCUGCGAAACGCGUAUAAAGACAAGUACAACGACAGUGAGUACGUGAAAUCUGACCUUUUCGAUAUUACGGAAAACACUUACGUGCAGCAAAGAAGCGUAUUCGCGGAAUACGCUAACUCCUUCCGCCUCGCGCCAAGUAAGCUCCCGCAGUCGAGCGACCAGAGUGAUCGCGCGCCGAAGACAUCACUUCCGCGUCUCCAACUCAAAAAAUUUUUGGGCGCGUACGAAGACUGGCCGCCGUUUCGCGAUCUCUUCCUCUCAGUGAUCGGAGACGCGGCCAUUUCCAACGUCGAGCGCUUCCACUACCUGCGAUCGUGCCUGCAAGGUCCUGCUGAAACAUUAAUUCGCCCGUUAUUCGUGACCGGUGAAAACUACGACCGCGCGUGGGCUAUCUUGAGCAAACACUACAAAAAUAAAAAAGAAUUGAUACGCUCCAAUUUCGCCGCGUUUACCGCCGUGGCAAAAAUGAAGGGAGAUACCGCCGAUGAACUGAGUCGUAUCCAUCACGCCGUAACGACUGCCGUGAACGCGCAAGAGAGUAUCGGUCGACCCAUCCUCUCCCACGGGAUGGACUUGUUCAACUUCCUCGUUGUCGAGAUGUUUGACCCGCGAACGCGCCUCGAAUGGGAGUCGUACAACAGCAAUUCCCUUGAGCCACCAGAGCACGAGACUCUCACUGACUUCAUCUCCAAGAGAAUUCUCACGCUGAAAGCCGCGAAACCGAAAUCGAACCAGGUUUCGGGAGAUUCGACUCAAUCCGCGAAAUCACACUUCGCGAAACAGGACAACGCUCAAUGCGCGAUGUGCAAAGGGAAACACGCCCUGAUGCUUUGCCCCGAGUUCAAGGCCAAAUCCGCGAACGAGCGAAAGUCCUUCGUCGACACCAACCGGCUGUGUUAUAACUGUCUCGGAAACCACCUGAUCGCGAAAUGUCAGUCAACUCAAACCUGCUUGACGUGCAAAGCGCGACAUCACUCCACGCUCCACGAAGCCUAUACGCAAACGAAACCCCCGGAGGCCAGUGUGCUCUCCGCUGUGCAACACGCGGACUCUGGCAAGGCGACUCUUCUCGCGACCGCGCGAGUAAUCGUCGCCGACCGCUAUGGCGAUCCACGCCCCGCGCGAGCACUUAUCGAUCAAGGCUCCGAAGUCUCCAUAAUUUCGGAAGCCCUGGUGCAACGCUUGCUCAUUUCGCGAGUACGCUCUUCCUUGUCGAUACUCGGCGUCGGAGGCUCAAAACCCGGCGCCACCAAGGGGAAGGUCAAACUUGACCUCACUUCCGCCGCGACAGGAGCCCGACUUAACGUCGAGGCAUUCAUUCUGCCCCGCCUCUCUCUAUAUCGAGGACCAAGCACGAAGAGGACGUUCCAGUGGUCGCACUUCGCGGGACUGCAGCUCGCGGACCCCCAAUUUCUCGCAAACGAUCCAGUCGAACUUCUCCUGGGAGCCGAGGUGUGCGCGAUCAUCUUCGAGGAUGGCCUGCGCAAGAACGGACCGUCAGCUCCUAUCGCGCAAAAAACAAGCCUGGGUUGGAUUUUAUCGGGUGGACGCGACGCGUCGUCUCCCGAGGAUUCUCGCUGCUCUCUACUCUGCACGAUCGACCACGACUUGGUCGACCUGGUGCGCCGCUUUUGGGAACAGGAAAAGGAACCUUCCUCUCCCGCCGCUCUCACUCCUGACGAGGAGCGUUGUGAAGACCUGUUCGUGCGCACCCACACGCGCACGGCUACAGGCCGAUACGUCGUCAGGUUGCCUUUCGUCAAAACUCCACCGUCGCUUGCCGAGACUCGCAAACCUGCGGAGCGACUGCUGAACGCAAUGGAGCGCAAGGGCGCCCGUGACUCCCGAUUCGAGGAGCUCUAUCGCAGUUUCAUACAGGAAUACGAAGACCUGCAACAUAUGGAACCGGUCAACCCCUCAGAAAACAACGAACCAAAUACGUGCUACUUACCGCAUCACGGUGUAUUCCGAGAAUCCAGCUCCACUACGAAGCUCCGAGUAGUGUUCAACGGAUCCCAACGCACGGGGUCCGGUGACUCGUUAAAUGACCACUUGCUGGCCGGACCAAACCUCCUGCCGAAUUUGGCGGACGUGCUGCUGCGCUGGCGCCGGCACCGAUUCGUCUUGAUCU